Messenger RNA from Colossoma macropomum (tambaqui), 2120 nucleotides. RefSeq names its product cytokine receptor-like factor 1b (gene crlf1b). The record is from RefSeq and is a predicted model, not a curated record. Gene Ontology annotation, molecular function: protein binding; cytokine receptor activity. Gene Ontology annotation, biological process: cytokine-mediated signaling pathway. Gene Ontology annotation, cellular component: external side of plasma membrane. NCBI's taxonomy places the organism in Eukaryota, Metazoa, Chordata, Actinopteri, Characiformes, Serrasalmidae. The transcript has 8 exons. The coding region runs from base 155 to 1405 and encodes 416 amino acids.
CUCCAGACUUCCAACACGCACUCAAACCUCUCUAAAAACUCCGGGCUCCGUGUGAACGCAGCUCUCCACAAAGGAAGAAAGCGUCACACACCUGCCGUGGUUUGCUAAUUCAUGUAAAACGAGGGCUUUUUCCACUUUUGCCUGAGAAACGAAAAUGGCUCGUCCGCGCAUCUGUUCCCACCAACGUGAUGAAAACGGUUCCCGGAGCAGCAGCGACGCGAUGAAGACGGCACUAGCAGUGUGGACUACAUCGUGUCUGAUCUUCAUCCCACACGUUUUUACCUCGACAACACACUUGGCUGUGAUCUCCCCCCAGGACCCAGCACUUCCCAUCGGUUCCAGCCUAACUGUGGUGUGCGCUGUUAGCUCUGAGCUGGGGCUAGCGGCCAGCUCUCUGUACUGGACGCUUAAUGGAAGACGACUGGCCAAGAGCACCUACACGGUGCUCAGUCCGACAGAGCUGAGCGUAACGUUGCACAGGCUCAACGGUUCCCAGCAGCAGUCAGGGGACAACUUGGUGUGCCAUGGUGGCAGUGGGGACGUGCUGGCAGGCUCCUGUCUUUAUGUUGGAAUGCCCCCUGAAAAGCCAGUUAAUCUGUCCUGCUGGUCACGGAACACCAAAGACCUCAGCUGCAGAUGGAGCCCUGGUGGUCAUGGGGAGACUUUCAUCAGUACAAAAUAUGUCCUCAAGUACAAACUGCGAUGGUAUGGCAAAGAGAAGGAGUGUGAGGAGUACAACAUGGGCCAGCCGCAUACGUGUUACAUCCCACGGGAUUUGGCCAUUUUCACACCAUAUGAGAUUUGGGUGGAAGCGUCCAAUCAGCUCGGCUCUGCCACCUCUGAUGUCAUCAUCUUGGAUAUCUUAGAUGUGGUGACCACUGACCCCCCUCCUGAUGUGCACGUGAGUCGGGUGGGCGAGCUAGACGAUCAGCUGAGUGUUCGCUGGGCCAGUCCCCCAGCUCUUAAGGACUUCCUCUUCCAGGCCAAGUACCAGAUCCGCUACCGCCUGGAGGACAGCGCCGAAUGGAAGGUGGUAGAUGAUGUGGGAAACCAGACAUCCUGCAGGUUAGCAGGGCUCAAGCCUGGAACAGUCUAUUUUGUCCAAGUGCGCUGCAACCCCGUUGGCAUUUACGGCUCAAAGAAAGCAGGGAUAUGGAGCGACUGGAGCCACCCAACAGCUGCUUCCACACCCAACAGCGAGCAUCUGCAGAGCGGGUCAUGUGAUCUAAAGUCCGAAGAGCAGAACACCACCCUGCGGCGGGAACUAAAGCAGUUUUUCGGCUGGAUGCGAAAACACACUUACGGCUGCACCAACGUCAGUAUCAAACUUUAUGACCAGUGGCGUGCCUGGCUACAGAAAUCCCAAAAAACUCGCAAUCAGGUAGUACAAAGCGGUAAAUCUUAGCACAAGUCCAAACAAGACUGGAACAGUUUGCGGACAAAUGUGACUAUGGGGUUUUUAUCACUCUCAAGUGCUUAGGAUAGUUUGUUUUGACAAACCCAAAGGCUCUUUUGAAGAAUGCAAAUGGAGCCCAGAAUGUGGCGAGAUGAUCUGUUGAUGUGUCCCUGCUGCACAACUGCGUGCGAUCUCUAACCAAGAACAAAGACAAAGAGGAGAGAGCAUGAGAAACCAUUCCAAGGACAAAGUCGCAGAAGGGGAGAGCUCGGAGGUAGCCGGAGCACUACCCACAUGCCUGAGAUGGAGAGAAAGCAUCAGGCAGGUCAAAAAAAGAAAGAAAUGGAAUUUGCCCUUGGAGCAUCAUUUGUUCAGCAUCUAGCUUCUGGGCUCAUUAGAAUGGAGCCUUGCUAAAAUCCUCUGAACAAGAGCCAACGGCAGAUACUCUGCUCUUCCUGGACACAUCAAGCAAAUAUUGGUUACAGUGAUUUGCUGGCAGAGACACACAAUUUGUAUCAGAAAAAUAUAAAUGGACAUCCCUACCAGGCAUUGAUUCCUUGUACAUGUUUUCUCACUUUUAUUUUUGUAUAAAAUCACAAUAUAUUUAAUAUAUAUUAUGCAGCCUCUUUCAAUACAAUCUGAACUGAUGAUAUUGUUCAUGGGAGUUGAUUUCAUGGCUCAUAAAAAGUGAUGGUAUUUUAAAGAAAUCUGUUAGCAAAAAAAA